CUUUUCGGGAGCGGGCAGUACGGUGCAGGAGGCGAGUGGGGACGGGCAUCGAUUUUCUUCAUCUCUCUAGCUGCCAGGGCUUCUCCCUGCCGUGCCAGGACAGCGCCCGCAGACUUGGUUCUUUUUUGGGUUGGCCCCAGGACUUGAUUGCCGCCGUCGCUCCUUCUGACUUGCCUCCCUGCGGUGCGGAACCGGGGGCCGGGCGGGAUUCUACUAAGCGGGACCGCGGAGCUUGGAGCCAAAGGGGGACGGGGCCUUUCCCCCUCCCCCUCAAGGGAAGAUCUGCCCCCCCGAACCCCCCCCCCGCGCCGGACAAGCGGGGCAGGGGAGGGGAACGGGUAUCCAAAGAGAGCCAGCUUCCUUCCCCUCUACACGUUUCAGCAUCGGUGGAUAGGACUUCAGGACUUGGACUUGUCCAGCCGCGUCCCCCCUUGGACUCGGGGACCACCCAGACCGCCCGACACUUUGUCGGGUUGUUUUUUUCCUCUCGUACCGAGUCCCCCCACCCUCGGUCCAGCCUUGGCUUCCAGGCGGCCUCAGCGCGGUCACAGGCCACCCCCUGGGGUGCCCGGGGAGAUGUUUCAAGCCUUCCCCGGAGACUACGACUCCGCCUCCCGGUGUAGCUCGUCGCCGUCGGCUGAGUCCCAGUACCUGUCAUCUGUGGACUCCUUUGGCAGCCCCACGACUGCCGCUGCCUCUCAGGAGUGUGCUGGCCUUGGUGACAUGCCUGGCUCCUUCGUGCCCACCGUCACUGCCAUCACCACGAGCCAAGACCUCCAGUGGCUGGUCCAGCCCACCCUCAUCUCUUCCAUGGCCCAGUCCCAGGGCCAGCAGCCACCCCUGGGCCCCCAGCUGCCCACCGUCGACCCCUAUGACCUGCCUGGCACCAGCUACUCUUCCCCUGGGAUCAGCGGCUAUGGCAGCGGCGCUGGACCCUCUGGGGCAGCUUCAGCCGGUCCUCCGCCCUCACGCCCUGCACGGGCCAGGCCUCGACGGCCCAGAGAAGAAACGCUCACCCCUGAAGAAGAGGAGAAGAGGAGGGUCCGACGGGAACGCAACAAACUGGCUGCAGCCAAAUGUCGGAAUCGAAGGCGGGAGCUGACAGACCGUCUACAGGCGGAGACGGACCAGCUGGAAGAGGAGAAGGCCGAGCUGGAGUCAGAAAUCGCCGAACUCCAGAAGGAGAAGGAGCGGCUGCAGUUUGUGCUGGCAGCCCAUAAGCCGGGCUGCAAGAUCCCUUUUGAUGAGGGGCCCGGGCCGGGGGGCCCCCUGGCAGAGGUGAGAGCUUUGCCUGGGCCCACGCCCACUAAGGACGAUGCCAUCGGGUGGUUCCUGCCGCCGCCGCCCCUGCCCUUCCAGACCAGCCAGGAGCCCGGCCAGGAUGGGCCCCCAGACCUGACGGCUUCUCUCUUUACACACAGUGAGGUCCCAGCCUUCGGCGACCCCUACCCUGUUAACCCUUCGUAUACCACCUCGUUUGUACUCACCUGCCCGGACGUCUCCGCAUGCGGCGGUGCCCAGCGCAACGGCAGCGACCAGUCCUCUGACUCCCUGAACUCGCCCUCCCUCCUUGCUCUGUGAAUUCUGUUAGAGGGAGGGGGCGCUUCUCUCUGGAGACAAAAAACUGGGGGGAGGUUGCUAGACCCCCCUCCACUCUUUUGGCCCGCGCCGACCCGAGGAUCCCUUUCAUCCUCGAGGGGUCACUGACGCCAGUCAGCCUCUCUCCAACCUUUGGCCAUCAACCACCGGAUUCCUCUGGACCUGAGGCUUCGCUCUGGGCGGCCGGCCACCACCACCACCACCACCGACUGGAUCCACCUGGACUCGAGGCUUCCCUUCGCCCCUCCUGCCCCUCAGUCUGACGCCUGGCCCUUCCUUGAGCCCCCCCACCUUCGACCCUUGGAGCUGCCUAUCGGACCCUCCACUCUGACUGUCGCCACUGAGAAAGGCGAAGACUUUGUGGGGGCCUCGCUCCUGGGGGAGGAGGGCGCGGGAAAAGGUAUGGAGAGAGUCGUGGGUGCCGUGCUUGGCCUGCGAGCCAUCUGGGGCUGGGGGCUUCGCUGGGGAGGGUCUGGGAGAAAGGUUCAAAGGCUUGUUUGUGAUGGAAGCUCAGGCCCUUCCCCAAGGCGCCCACCAUCGCUCUUUCCCAGCCACCCUCCCUAGAAGAGUAUUAACUUAUUUAGCCACUUUCCAAAGACGAAGCGCCUUCGUCCUGUCCGCCACAGUUGGGGGAUGAGGAGCCCGCCUCAUCUUCCUUAAACAGUAUUAUUCCCAGCCCCCCCCCCACCUGCUUCCCCUCCCCUCGCCCCUGCCCGCCUCGAGCCCUCCGUGUUUUUCUCUGGGCUUUCCUUCUUUCGUGUGGUUGGUAAAGGAGGGUGACUCACUUUUCACCCUUGCCCCUAGCUCUGAGGGAUUUAUACUGUGAAACGAGGUCUCGGGGAAGGGCAGGGACCAGGGAAGUCCAGGCCAGUCCCCCCAUCUCCCUUGGGGGGGCGGAGAAAUGAGGGGGAUGUUCCCCUUUGCCCCAGAGGCCUGGAAGCCUCCUCUGUUGGUCCCCCAUCGCUUCAUGCUGUCACAGUAUUUCUUUCUCCUUUUCACUCGACCAGUGAGGCGAGCUCCUUCGGGUUGGGGGCUCGGCCCCCGCCCUGCCCCUUCUGAGGGCAUCCCAGCCCUGUUUACCGUCCUCCUCCACUCCCCAUAACCCCAGCCUAGGACGCCAACUUCCUCCUCUAGGAAGAGUGGGCCAGCUCUCUUGGGGAGAAGUUCAGAGCUGAGGCUUCUGGCCUUUGGGGGCAACCGAACUGGUGAACUGGCCCUUCCCCUUCUCAUCCUUCGCUGAAAAUUGGUGGUCCUUUGGGGAGAAGGGGUUGCUGGAGGACAGUGAUCCCGAAGCAGCCAUUGCUGUUGGGAGCUGGAUGGUCCAGUGCCAGCCCUAGAGUUUAGCCCCAUUCAGAUCUACCUGCCCCCUGAUGCACCCCCGGACCUCUCCUCCUCCUCCUCCUCCUUUUUAAAUUUUUAUUUGAGGAACUGGUAUCUUAACUUAUUUGUCACUGGGCUGAUGAAAAGGAUGGAUACCCAGCCUCGGGCUCUCCCUGGCCAUGUCCCUUCUCUUGCCCCCAAACACCCCCUGCCUUCGCCCCUUCUGUUUUAUUGGCGGAUUUCCUCAUUUACAGUUGAGGAAAAUUCAGCUCUGAGGCUUUAAGUGAUUAAAUGGCCAGAAUCUCAGAAGUGUUAGGGAUUUGAACCCAGUACCUAUGAUGGGUCAAUAGGACAAUGAGACACAUCUUGGAGAGCCUAAGCUAUUACUCCCCUUAGCUCCCUCCCCAGGCUAAAUCCUCCAGGCCUUAGGAAAGGGCCUAGAGUCCAAUCAGGCUGCCCCCUCCCCAUGCCUCCCUCUCCCCUUUUGCCUCAAGUCCUAAGAAAUGUUCAAAAGAAGAGAAAUUCCCAUUUAAAAAAUAGAGGGGUCUGGGCCGUCCUUCUUGCUCUAGCCCCUUCUUACUGCAUGGACAACAUUCCACACCAGACCUGUAUCCUCACUAACCACCCCAACUCCAAAUCCCUGGCCUCAGCAAUUUCACCCUUUCCUGGUUUCCAAAAGGCACUAUAUCUAUUCUGUAUAAAUAUAUAUAUUAUAUUAUAUUAUAUAUAUGGUGUGUGUGCGUAUGUGUGUGCGCGUACAUGUAUGUGUGUGUCAGGCUAGAAUCCUGCCCCCUCCAGGCCCUCACGUUGUGUGACUGAAAUGGAAGUUUGACAAUCAGGGUACUCUGUCUCUGUCUCUCCCUCUCUCCCUCUGUUUCUCUCCCUCCAUCCCUCUCUCCCUCUGUUUCUCUCUCCCUCCAUCCCUCUCUCUGUCUCUCUCCCUCUGUUUCUCUCCCUCUAUCCCUCUCUCUCUGUCUCUCUCCCUCUUUCUCUCCCUCCUUCCCUCUCUGUCUCUCUCCCUCUUUCUCUCUCCCUCCAUCCCUCUCUCUCUGUCUCUCUCCCUCUUUCUCUCCCUCCUUCCCUCUCUCUCUGUUUCUCUCCCUCUUUCUCUCCCUCCUUCCCUCUCUGUCUCUCUCCCUCUAUCCCUCUCUCUCUCUCCCUCUGUUUCUCUCCCUCCAUCCCUCUCUCUCUGUGUCUCUCUCCCUCUGUCUCUCUCCCUCCAUCCCUCUCUCUCUCUGUCUCUCUCCCUCUGUCUCUCUCCCUCCAUCCCUCUCUCUCUGUCUCUCUCCCUCUUUCUCUCCCUCCAUCCCUCUCUCUCUGUCUCUCUCCCUCUUUCUCUCCCUCCUUCCCUCUCUCUCUGUCUCUCUCCCUCUUUCUCUCCCUCCUUCCCUCUCUGUCUCUCUCCCUCUUUCUCUCCCUCCAUCCCUCUCUGUCUCUCUCUCCCCUCCUCUCUCCCUUUACUCUGUCUCUGCUCCCCUCCCUCCCUCCCAGUGACCUUGCUACCAUUCUGCCCCUCUCUUUGUCUCUAAGGACCUUCACGCUGUCUGUCUGGCUAUCCCUCGCUUUCACAAUCUGACUCUUCCCUCCAUUUUCUGUCUGUCUUUUUUUCUUUCUGUGUUUGUCUUUGAAAAGGAUUAGUUUUUCCUGUGACCAAACUCAAUGACUAAUUUGUCCCUCCUUCAGGGCCUGUGUGUGUGUGUGUUGAUUGGGAGGAACUCCUGCCAACCACAGUUUAUUGGUUUUCUCCCUGCCAGCCCCUUCCCCCUCAGCCCCAUGCCCAAUGCUGUAUUUGUGACUUUUUUGUAUUUUGUACCUGACCCCAGGAAGGGGCUGGGCUGGGCUGGUUGGUGUUGGGCUAAGUGGUCCGUCUCCCUCCAAUCCCCGGAAUCUGCCUCAAGUGUUUCAACCCACCCAAUAAAAAGGCUUUACAAAAACA
Molecule: messenger RNA, 4855 nt
Organism: Monodelphis domestica (gray short-tailed opossum)
Lineage: Eukaryota; Metazoa; Chordata; Mammalia; Didelphimorphia; Didelphidae
Gene: FOSB
Product: FosB proto-oncogene, AP-1 transcription factor subunit
Biological process (GO): regulation of transcription by RNA polymerase II
Cellular component (GO): nucleus
Molecular function (GO): DNA-binding transcription factor activity, RNA polymerase II-specific; RNA polymerase II cis-regulatory region sequence-specific DNA binding
Source: RefSeq, a predicted model, not a curated record